This is a messenger RNA of Rhea pennata, 2617 nucleotides long. Its product is annotated as bone morphogenetic protein 2-like. Lineage: Eukaryota; Metazoa; Chordata; Aves; Rheiformes; Rheidae. The record is from RefSeq and is a predicted model, not a curated record. Gene Ontology annotation, cellular component: extracellular region. The coding region runs from base 1 to 1359 and encodes 452 amino acids. The transcript is spliced from 7 exons. Gene Ontology annotation, molecular function: growth factor activity; cytokine activity.
AUGGCUAAUGGUAGUAGAAACCAGGACUCUGUUCCUAAACCCUCGCCAUGGCCAGCUUUAGGGCUUGAAGUAGAGCCUUCCAGCAGAACCACAAACUCCAGUUCCUGCAGCCUGGCCGUGUCCGCCUUUGUAGCCGGGGCUGUAAGAACGACUCGCCUUGAAGGAAUUCUUCAGGCCCCAAAGCUGGAAGUUGCAGAGAGGGUUUUCCGGCCCCCGGCGGCGGCCGGGCUGCCGCUGGCCCCCGGCCCGCAGCAGGAGGUGCUGGCGGCCGCCCUGCAGCGGCUGCGGGAGGUCUUCGACAUCGAGGAGCUGCCGCCCGACGUGCUGCCCCGCAAGAAGCCGCCCCAGUUCAUGGUGGACCUCUUCAACAAGGUGGCGGACGCCAACGGCAUCACCCGCGCCCCCGGGCUGCUGCAGGGCAACGUGGUGCGGAGCUUCGAGGACCGAGUUCGCGUAGAUGAGUAUCACUUUUACUUCGACAUUAGCGCGAUUGAGAAAGGCGAACAGAUGCUGAAAGCCGAAUUCCGAGUUUUCAAGCUGAAGAAGAAAGCCGGGGUUAGGAGAUCUGAUUUGCAACACUUUUGCAAAGUGGAAGUGUAUGAACUCUUGGAGGGUGGAAGCAAGCCACAGAAAAAACACCUUAUCGCAUCAAGAUUAUUGUCCUUGUAUGCAGAGGGCUGGGAAGUGUUCAAUGUCACACAGACGGUUUCCAAAUGGGUUGGAAACAGCAGCUCCAACUAUGGCUUUUUGAUAACUACAACACAUGUAUUCAACAACAGAAUUGAACACAACCUGGUGAAGUUUGCUAAGAGCCAGGGAACUCUGCAGGAGAGUAGGAAUGCUCUUCUUGUCCUCUUCACAAACAGUCACAAACGGAGGUCUUCCAGCUUUGUACCCUCUUCCACAAAAACAGAGCUGAACCCUGCCAGAAAUAGUGCUUUGUUACGUGUGCCUCGCCAAACUCAUACCAGUGAGAAAAGCAGUACAAGCAUGAGCAGGAGACCUCGGGCUGCUGCAUUGCCUUCCACCAAAAGCCAGAUAGCAGCAUGUCACCGAAGGGAACUCUACGUUGACUUCCGUGCUAUUGGCUGGUCAGGAUGGAUUAUUUACCCAAGUGGAUACAAUGCAUUUUAUUGCAGAGGAACCUGUCUGUUUCCCUUAGGGGAAAGUCAAAACGCAACCAACCAUGCCACAGUGCAGUCCAUAGUCCAUACACUUAAGCUAUCUCAAGAUAUUAGCACACCCUGCUGUGUGCCAGAUGAAUUGAAGUCCCUCAAUCUUCUCUACUUUGAUGACAAAGAGAAUGUGGUCCUCAAAAAUUAUAAAGACAUGGUGGCAACAAGGUGUGGAUGUCAUUAGCAGGAUGUCCUUUUUUUAUGUCUGCAUUUGACAUGUACCUGGAUUGAGUACACCAUUUGCUGUUGAAGAUAAAGAGGGAAAUGGCAUUUCAGAUUAUGGAGCAGGAGAGCCAGAAGCUCAGCUGUGCUUCAGAUCCUUUUACUGCCACUGUGGCCAUGUGAAAGAGAUAUAAGGCUGGCUUUCAAAGAGCCAUAGGCCUCUAGCGGGUGUGCUGAACCUGCAUGGAAAGCAGUUUGACUGCCUAGGAGCCAGGGGACGCCAUGAGAAAAUGGAAAUUAUUAAGAAUCCAAACACAUUAAGUGAAUAUUUAAAUUAAGGUUUUGUUUAAUUAUAUCAACACAUCUCAACAGGCAUCUCCUUCUGCCUUAAGCCAAGACAGGAGUGCAAGCCAAGACCGAGAGGUCUCUCAGUAAUAGAACCUUAUUCAGCUUUGGCUGCAUGAUCCAAUGGGGUUAUAUACUCUUACACAGAGCUUUGAGGAUGAGUGUUUGCACAGAGCUCUGGUCAGAGGCUUCUUCCAUCUGAAACUUACGCUUUUGCCAGAAACACGCUUCGUUCCACUUUUUUUAUCUGCAGUCUUACCAAAUACAGAGGGACUUACUCCCUUUAAGUACAUGUGGGACUUCCUGAUCACUAAGAAAUCCAAGGGAACACACAACUAGUAGCUAUCUGGGAAUCAGGAAACCUGACUUCUGAAGGUCCUUCUGUGUGAUGAAGGGCCAACCAGUCCCCCUCCUUGUAUUCAUUUUCUUCCACCAUGCUUUGCUGUGGUUGUUCAGUUGUCCGUGGGACAGCAGAGUCUAUCCUUCAGUGUGUAUUUGUACAGUGGGAUCCUCAGCUUGGCUUGGAACUCAUAUAGUAUAGAAGGAGGAAGAAAAAGAGCAAACUUUGGAGGUCCGUGAGAACAUACUGGAUGCUGCCCUGGUCCUGUAUCUAAGGAAAGUUUGAUGGGAGAUACUCACUGAUACUUCCCUUUCAUUGUUCCUUGACACAUAGGACGCAGGCAUGGCAGGGAAUCCCUCAGCUCUUCAUGUCCUACUACAUUUUAAUGCAGGCAACCAGCCCAUAGCAGUUUCUCAGUCAACUCACUGAGCUGUAACUUAAGCUGUAACUUUCUUGCCUCCAUUGCUCAUUGAAGGAGGCUGACACCUGACAGAACGUGACACCUCACAUGGGUAGAAACUUCAUGGAGAAUUUUUUACUCCAAGGAGAUGAAAAAGGACCAGAAAAAUAUUUAUGUAAAUGUUUUUCUGUAAAU